Molecule: messenger RNA, 2666 nt
Organism: Xenopus tropicalis (tropical clawed frog)
Lineage: Eukaryota; Metazoa; Chordata; Amphibia; Anura; Pipidae
Gene: slc25a40
Product: solute carrier family 25 member 40
Exons: 11
Coding region: 672-1697 (341 amino acids)
Biological process (GO): transmembrane transport; mitochondrial transmembrane transport
Cellular component (GO): mitochondrial inner membrane
Source: RefSeq, a predicted model, not a curated record
AAUGUGCUAAAGCGAAUGAAAGGCUAAAUAGUAAAGGCCUUUAAUCACGUGACUAAGGCUGACAGGCUAUGUACAGUAUAGGCUAAAUCUAGCUCUGGUUCAGCUUGGAUUCCCAGCAUCUUCCCACAGCCUAGGGCUGUCACGGGUUGCUCCGCGUUACUCGUUGAUAUAUAAGAUACAGACCAAGUAUAAGGUCACGAAACAAACUAUUUUGUGAAUCUUUGCCCUAGUCAAUCAUGGCGCCCUAGGCUUGCAGGGCCCUCCCCUGGGCAGGAGCUGCGUGUGCUUGUGUAAUAGUACAGUAACCGGCAUGUCCUGCGCUUGGCACUCUCACAUGCUUCUGUAGGAGAGGGGAUUCUUCCAUGUGCGAUUGCCCGCCGGCUUCUAUUGGAGAGAAUGGGCUGUGAGCCUCCUGCUCUGCGGUGAGCGAAGUCCAUUAUGGCGGCCCUCUGUCCUAAGCGCCUAUAAGGACAUACCUUGUGGCUGGUUUCAAGGAGGUCAGUCGGACCUGACACCUGUGGGAUAUAAAAGAAUAAACUUGUGCGUAUCUCAUGGGAUCGUGCUGACACCAUAGACAGCUGUGAGGGGGAAGCUCAACAUUUCUUCUCCUCCAUGAAACUUUCUGCUCAAAAUGAUAUUUUCCCUGACUUUCUGACUGCCACUCAAGCAAAAUGCAGAAAAAUACGGAACCAGUGCAGGAAGCUAUUAACAUUACCCCCAGCCAACAGAUGAUUGCAUCUUCCAUGGGAGCCCUCCUCACAUCUUUCUUCGUUACACCUCUGGAUGUAGUGAAGAUUCGGCUACAGGCUCAAAGCAAACCUUUUAUAAAAGGAAAAUGCUUUGUUUAUUGCAAUGGUUUAAUGGAUCAUCUGUGCCUAUGUACAAAUGGGAAUGGAAAAGCAUGGUAUAGAGCACCUGGCCAUUUCCGAGGGACCACGGAUGCUUUUGUCCAGAUAAUAAGGAAUGAAGGAAUCAAGUCCUUGUGGAGCGGCCUACCUCCUACUCUUGUCAUGGCAGUGCCGGCCACAGUCAUUUAUUUUACAUGCUAUGAUCAGCUACGGGACAUUUUGAUUCGCAGUAUGCCAGAAAGGGCAGAAAUUGCUUCUCUGGUUGCUGGAGCCACUGCUAGAUUGUGGUCAGCAACAUUAAUUAGCCCACUGGAACUGAUAAGAACCAAGAUGCAGUACAGACCACUGUCCUAUAAGGAGCUCAGGCAAUGUAUCCAAAGUUCGGUGGCAAAAGAUGGCUGGCUCGCACUCUGGAAAGGAUGGGGACCCACUGUGCUUCGAGAUGUCCCUUUCUCUGCACUGUACUGGCACAACUAUGAACUUGUGAAGCAGUCAUUAUGUCAGAGAUACAACACCUUGCAGCCAACGUUUGCGAUCAGUUUUACAGCUGGUGCUGUGUCUGGCUCAAUUGCAGCAAUAGUCACUUUGCCUUUUGAUGUUGUGAAAACAAGAAGACAAGUUGAGGUUGGGGAGCUAGAGAUGUUCACCUAUUCUCAGAAAAGAUCCUCAUCAACAUGGAAGCUGAUGAGGGCUAUAGUGAUUGAGAAUGGCUUUGGGGGGCUGUUUGCUGGUCUUAUACCCCGAUUAAUUAAGGUUGCACCCGCCUGCGCCAUAAUGAUCAGCACCUAUGAAUUUGGAAAGUCGUUUUUUCGUAAGCUAAAUAAUGAACGUCAGCUGAAAAGCUUAUGAUUUAAGUUUGGGCAGUGGCUCAAGCAUGUCCGCAGUGCCUGUAAAUGGAUUAUGUGUUACUAAAAUGCCUUCUGUGAAUCUGAAAGGAACAGCCCAGGUUAUAGAUUUUCCUAUAGCAGUAGUCCAGAUACUAGCAUGUUACAUUCUGCCUUGUGUUCUCACACGUGAUCCCUGAGAAGAUUUUAUUUUUAAUGUUGACUCACUAAACUUUUUUAACGUUUUCUUAUUUUUUUUUUUAAUAAAUCCUCCUUUCCCCCAGUCCAGUCAGUAUUUGUUUAUUCUUAUAAUAUUAGGGGGGAAUGGAUGGGACAGUAGCCUCACAGAUGCGGGUUCAUAGUCUUAUAUGGGUGCUGUCUAGCACAGUACUAGAGUAAUUGGUAAUGGAAGAGAGCAGGCAUUAUAUAAAUUCCCUUUGCUUGCCUAUAAAUUAAGAACCAUGUCAUAGCUGCUCAAGCAUCAUCCUUUGGCUUUAGGUCCAUCCCUUCAUUAAUUUGUGCCAUAGAACUGUUGUUUCCUGUCAGAUGUCAAACUUGUGGCAGCUCUUCUGCUGUUUCUACAGUUCACGUGUGUUAGCUGAGGAUGUAAAUAAACUGAAUUUCUGAGGAAUUUAUAGCCUGGUGCAUUAUACAUUUAUAGAAAAGAGGCCUUUAUUUUUAUUUAAAGCCAUAAAGUGGAGAUAUUUAUGUGAAUGUUCUAAAGAAAAUGAAAUGUAGAAAUAUUAUCUGACGGGGGGGGGAGAUAGAAAAGUAAAUAUGAAAUUACAGGCUGCUUCUGCACUGUUGGAAUUAUCUUGACUGAACCUGAUGCUAAAUAUUAAAUCAAUUCAGCAGGAACCAUAGUGUAACAUUCUUUUGAGGGUUUCAUCCAGCUAUCAAGCACUUAGAUGUGUAAUGUAUAUGAAGGUAUCAUGUAUUCUGUACACCUAGUUUUUACUUCCCUUCGGAACUGUAUUAAACUUGUUUAUGUAAA